Messenger RNA from Teleopsis dalmanni, 544 nucleotides. RefSeq lists its product as uncharacterized. The record is from RefSeq and is a predicted model, not a curated record. The transcript has 2 exons. The coding region runs from base 52 to 504 and encodes 150 amino acids. Lineage: Eukaryota; Metazoa; Arthropoda; Insecta; Diptera; Diopsidae.
UAUUUAAAAAUUAUUUAAAUAAAUUUAAAAAAUUUUUUUUAAAAUACAACCAUGGCUUCAAUGAAGUUUUUGUUGUUAGCAGCUAUUGCAGUGUUGGCUAUAAGCACAAUAAAUGCACAUACGACAGAGGGAACGACUACUAAAGCCUCACACGUUGAAGGCUUGGAGAUGCAAGUUCAGGUUUUAGAGAAAAGUACAAAAUCUGUAGAUGGAUUAUAUCACUAUAUUUGCACAGCAGGUGAAAAGAAAUCAGGACAUUUAAUGUGUACUGCAAAGGAUCAAAUGGAAUGGAGAGAUCCUCAUGAUGUUGAAGUAAAGUUACGUUGUCCGAAAUCUGGCACUGGUUUGCAAGUGGAAUAUAUUCAAAUUGAUACUUGGUUGACAUCUGAAUAUUUUAACUGUGAUAUAACAGCUGGUGGUAUAUAUUAUGGUUUUGUAGAAUUGCUUCUUAGAGGUAGAAAUACUAUGUCUUUCCAAUAUAUUGCAGAAAUAUAUUCAGUCUAGAAGCAAUUUAUUUAUGUUCACUAAUAUCUUAUUAAAUUUA